Messenger RNA from Pongo pygmaeus (Bornean orangutan), 5529 nucleotides. RefSeq names its product NHS like 3 (gene NHSL3). The transcript has 7 exons. The record is from RefSeq and is a predicted model, not a curated record. Gene Ontology annotation, biological process: cell differentiation. Lineage: Eukaryota; Metazoa; Chordata; Mammalia; Primates; Hominidae. The coding region runs from base 164 to 3448 and encodes 1094 amino acids.
CCCGGCCAGCCCCUCCCGCGCCGCUCCCGCCGCCCGCUCUCCGCGCCCGCUCGGCCUCCGCCGCCCAAACUUUUCUCCGGGCGCGCGUCCCCGGCGGCCGCCCCCGGCAUGGGCGCCGCGCUGCAGGGGGCCUGACCCACCGCCCGCUCCGCCCCCGCCUGCUAUGGCGGCCCGCGCGCCCCCCGCCGCACCUGCGGCCGAGGAGCCGGGGAACCCGGGCGGCCCCCCGCGCAGGAAGAAGUCCCGCUCCGGCGCGUCCGGCCUCCGCCGCGCCUUCAGCUGGCUGCGGGGCAAGCGGCGCAAGAAGAAGGCGGCGGGGGCCGAGGGCGCCGAACCGGCCGCCCCCCGGGCCAAGAAGGCGGAGGACAAGACCAAGAGGGCCAAGGGCAAAGGCCGAGGCUCUGCCAAGGCUGAGAAUGACAAACGUCUAAGUGUAGGGCCCGGCCAGGGGCCAGGGUCUGCAGUGGAUGAGCACCAGGACAACGUCUUCUUUCCCAGUGGGCGACCCCCCCACCUGGAAGAGCUGCACACUCAGGCCCAGGAGGGGCUCCGCUCCCUACAACACCAAGAGAAACAGAAACUGAACAAGGGUGGCUGGGACCAUGGAGACACCCAGAGUAUCCAGUCCUCCCGGACGGGGCCGGAUGAAGACAACAUCUCCUUCUGCAGCCAGACCACAUCCUACGUGGCUGAGAGCUCCACAGCAGAGGACGCGCUCUCCAUCCGCUCGGAGAUGAUCCAGCGCAAAGGUUCCACCUUCCGACCCCAUGACUCAUUUCCCAAAUCUGGAAAGUCAGGGCGGCGUCGGCGGGAGCGGCGGAGCACUGUGCUGGGACUCCCGCAGCAUGUGCAGAAGGAGCUUGGCCUGCGGAAUGAGCGUGAGGCACCAGGCACACCCCGGGCUCCUGGUGCACGGGAUGCUGUACGCAUCCCCACAGUGGACGGCCGCCCCCGAGGCACCUCAGGGAUGGGGGCCCGGGUGUCCCUGCAGGCGCUGGAGGCGGAGGCGGAGGCUGGCGCUGAGACAGAGGCCAUGCUGCAGCGCCACAUUGACCGCAUCUACCGGGAUGACACCUUUGUUGGCCGGUCCACGGGCGCCCGGCCCACACCAUUGACCCGGCCCAUGUCCCUAGCAGUGCCUGGAUUGACAGGAGGGGCAGGGCCUGCAGAGCCCCUGAGCCCGGCCAUGUCCAUCUCCCCACAGGCCACCUACCUGUCGAAGUUGAUUCCACAUGCUGUGCUGCCACCCACAGUGGACGUGGUGGCCCUGGGCCGCUGCAGCCUGCGCACACUAAGCCGCUGCAGCCUGCACUCGGCCAGCCCAGCCUCCGUCCGCUCGCUGGGGCGCUUCUCCUCCGUCUCCAGCCCACAGCCCCGCAGCCGCCACCCAUCCUCCUCCAGUGACACCUGGAGCCACUCUCAAUCCUCCGACACCAUUGUGUCUGACGGUUCCACCCUAUCCUCUAAGGGUGGCUCUGAGGGCCAGCCGGAGAGCUCUACGGCUAGCAAUAGCGUGGCACCCCCUCCCCAGGGAGGCAGUGGGAGGGGCUCCCCCAGUGGGGGCAGCACUGCUGAGGCCUCAGACACACUCAGCAUUCGGAGCAGUGGGCAGUUGUCUGGCCGGAGUGUGUCCCUACGUAAGCUGAAGCGGCCUCCACCCCCUCCCCGCCGGACCCACUCCCUCCAUCAGCGGGGCUUAGCAGUGCCUGAUGGGCGUUUAGGGUUGCCCCCUAAGCCUGAGCGUAAGCAGCAGCCCCAGCUGCCUCGGCCACCCACCACUGGUGGCUCAGAAGGGGUGGGGGCAGCACCCUGUCCACCCAACCCAGCCAACAGCUGGGUACCUGGCUUGUCUCCGGGUGGUUCCCGGCGCCCCCCACGCUCCCCAGAACGGACACUUUCGCCCUCCAGUGGAUACUCGAGCCAAAGUGGUACUCCCACCCUCCCUCCCAAGGGCCUGGCAGGUCCCCCUGCUUCCCCAGGCAAGGCCCAGCCCCCUAAACCAGAGCGUGUCACGUCCCUUCGCUCCCCUGGGGCCUCCGUCUCCUCUUCCCUCACGUCUUUAUGUUCCUCCUCCUCUGACCCAGCCCCCUCAGACCGCUCUGGGCCACAGAUGUUGAUCCCUCUGGGUGACAGGUUUGUCAUACCUCCUCACCCCAAGGUGCCUGCCCCCUUCUCCCCACCUCCCUCCAAGCCCAGGAGCCCUAACCCAGCUGCCCCUGCUCUAGCCACCCCUGCUGUGGUUCCUGGGCCUGUUUCUACCACUGAUGCCAAUCCUCAGUCCCCUCCCACUCCCCAGACAACCUUGACUCCACUGCAGGAGUCUCCUGUCAUCUCCAAAGACCAGUCACCCCCACCAUCCCCACCCCCAUCUUAUCAUCCACCCCCACCACCCACUAAGAAGCCAGAGGUGGUUGUGGAGGCACCAUCUGCCCCAGAUACUGCUGAGGAGCCCCUCCAAGAUCCCAACUGGCCCCCGCCCCCACCCCCUGCCCCUGAGGAGCAGGACCUGUCCAUGGCUGACUUCCCCCCACCAGAGGAGGCCUUUUUCUCUGUGGCCAGCCCUGAGCCUGCAGGCCCUUUAGGCUCCCCAGAGCUUGUCAGCUCCCCAGCUGCUUUGUCCUCCUCAGCUACUGCUUUGCAGAUUCAGCCCCUGGGUAGCCCAGACCCUCCUCCAGCUCCGCCAGCCCUAGCUCCUGCUAGUUCCGCCCCAGGGCAUGUGGCCAAGCUCCCUCAGAAGGAACCGGUGGCCUGUAGCAAGGGCAGCGGGCCUCCCAGGGAGGACAUAGGUGUGCCGCUGGUCACGCCCUCGCUCCUGCAGAUGGUGCGGCUACGCUCCGUGGGUGCUCCAGGAGGGGCUCCCACCCCAGCACUGGGGCCAUCGGCCCCCCAGAAACCACUACGAAGGGCCCUGUCAGGGCGGGCCAGCCCAGUGCCUGCCCCCUCCUCAGGGCUCCAUGCUGCCGUCCGACUCAAGGCCUGCAGCCUGGCUGCCAGCGAAGGCCUCUCAAGUGCCCAGCCCAAUAGACCGCCUGAGGCAGAGCCACGGCCUCCCCAGUCCCCUGCCUCAACGGCCAGCUUCAUUUUCUGCAAGGGCACUAGGAAGCUGCAGCUGGAGCGGCCCGUGUCCCCUGAGACCCAGGCUGACCUCCAGCGGAAUCUGGUGGCAGAACUCCGGAGCAUCUCAGAGCAGCGGCCACCCCAAGCCCCAAAGAAGUCACCUAAGGCUCCCCCGCCUGUGGCCCGCAAGCCAUCUGUGGGAGUCCCCCCACCCGCCUCCCCCAGUUACCCUCGAGCUGAGCCCCUUACUGCUCCUCCCACCAAUGGGCUCCCUCACACCCCGGACAGGACUAAGAGGGAGCUGGCGGAGAAUGGAGGUGUCCUGCAGCUGGUGGGCCCAGAGGAGAAGAUGGGCCUCCCAGGCUCAGACUCACAGAAAGAGCUGGCCUGACCACCAGGCACCUCACUGGCACUGCUGACCCAUCCCAGAAACACAAUCUCAGGGACCCGAGCAGCUCCAAGGACGAGAGGAUACAGCAGACACAACCUAAUAGAGAGGGCGCCUGCAGCCUUAACCUCCACGGCCUUCGAUACUUAUGCAAGCCUGGUGUUGCUCCUGUCCUCCGAAUCAUCCCGCGCUCAUGCCUUUUCCCGAAUGGGUUCACCUCCGGCAGUUGCCGCUUCAGUCUUGGCCUUAGCCUCAUCUUGAAGGAGGUAGCUGGCAGGAGAGGGUGGCUGCGCCCCCUGCUGGCCCUGAGGCCGCAGAGUUGGGAGCAGGACACCUCACCUGAGUUUAAUUUUUUUUUCAUGUCCAAACCAUGCACAUACUAUAGUCCAGAAUCAAAGCACUUUUGAAAAGUGGCUGCAUGGCCAUCCUCCAGGGCCCAGGAAGUUGCAUUCCAAGGGCCUGUUUACAUGGCAGCAGAAUCCAUCCCUGGCAGUCAGCCCAUAGCUUGGGACCAGUCUGUGCCCUCCUGCCCAAUCCAGUUUACUCCUCUUGGUUCCUGAAGGUGGCCAAGUCAUUGUGUUCCCACAGGCUUCUUUAGGCUGGGGGCAGGGGUGGGGCUGUGGAAUUCCAAAGCACAAAAGGUGCAGAGGGGAUUGGCCUUCCUGUGCCUCAACUCACCAACCACCCUCCUGCCUUCCAGUUCUGCCAGGUGCUCCAUGCUGGGGACAAGUAGGAGACUGCCAGGGCCCAAAGAAAUGGGUGAGCAGUAGAGUCAUCUCGGGGCACUUGGCAUUGUCAAGCACCUGCCCCUUGCCUCCUUGACCACACUGGGGUGGGUGGGCCCCCAGCACUUCAGAGGCAGGAGCCUUUGGGCUGAGCAAGCACUGAGGAGGUGGAUGGAUGGGAGCAUCUGGAGGGGGAGAGCUUCCUUGAGCAGUGGGCCCAGGCCUGGCCCUCCACACUUCAUUCUCUGACCUUUCUCUCUACUCGUUUCGGUGCAUGUCCUUUCUGCAGCUGCCUUUCAGCACAGGUGGUUCCACUGGGGGCGGCUAACACUGAGUGACAAGGAUGGGAAGCCACAGGUGCAUUUUACUCAAGUCUUCCCUAGUCAGUGAGGGGCACCCAGUGCUCCUAGGGCAGGCUGGGUGGUGGUCCCCUAGGUAUCAGCCUCUCUCACUGCACUCUCCGGGAAUGUUAACCUAUUUUCAGCCUGUGCCACCUGUCUAGGCAAGCUGGCUUCCCCAUUGGCUCCUGUGGGUCCACAGCAGCGUGGCUGCCCCCCAGGGCCACCCCUUCUUUCUUGAUCCUCUUUCCUUAACAGUGACUUGGGCUUGAGUCUGGCAAGGAACCUUGCUUUUAGCUUCGCCACCAAGGAGAGAGGUUGACAUGACCUCCCCGCCCCCUCACCAAGGCUGGGAACAGAGGGGAUGUGGUGAGAGCCAGGUUCCUCUGGCCCUCUCCAGGGUGUUUUCCACUAGUCACUACCGUCUUCUCCUCGUAGCUAAUCAAUCAAUAUUCUUCCCUUGCCUGUGGGCAGUGGAGAGUGCUGCUGGGUGUACGCUGCACCUGCCCACUGAGUUGGGGAAAGAGGAUAAUAGGUGAGCACUGUUCUGCUCAGAGCUCCUGAUCUACCCUACCCCCUAGGAUCCAGGACUGGGUCAAAGCUGCAUGAAACCAGGCCCUGGCAGCAACCUGGGAAUGGCUGGAGGUGGGAGAGAACCUGACUUCUCUUUCCCUCUCCCUCCUCCAACGUUACUGGAACUCUUUAUCCUGUUAGGAUCUUCUGAGCUUGUUUCCCUGCUGGGUGGGACAGAGGACAAAGGAGAAGAGGGUCUAGAAGAGGCAACCCUUCUUUGUCCUCUGGGGUAAAUGAGCUUGACCUAGAGUAAAUGGAGAGACCAAAAGCCUCUUGAUUUUUAAUUUCCAUAAAAUGUUAGAAGUAUAUAUAUACAUAUAUAUAUUUCUUUAAAUUUUUGAGUCUUUGCUAUGUCUAAACAAAAAAUCCCUCUGCCCUGAAGCCUGAGUGAGACACAUGAAGAAAACUGUGUUUCAUUUAAAGGUGUUAAUUAAAUGAUUGAAACUUG